AUGCUUAUGCCUUUAAUGAUAGCAGCACUUUAUUUAUCAGCCAGUUCAAAUGACAAUAAAAACGUAAUCAAAAUCAAAUCAGCAUUUGCCAUAUUUCGAAUAUGUUUUUCGAAAGAAGACUAUACAAUUACGAAACCGGAUGAAUAUCGAGCAAUGAAAACAUUUUAUAUUAAUAAUUAUAUUGAUCUAACAUACGAUCAUGUACAAUCAAUGUCAAAACGAUCGUUUAUCGUUUUUAUUAUUUUACCAUUACUAUCUGGACUGAUAUGUUUUAAUUCUAUCUACUGCUAUCCGUUACCAUCAAAAUUUCCUAAUCCAUAUAAAUACCGUUUAAUAUCCACUUAUUUUUUAUUAUCUCGAACAUUUGCUUAUUACUUAUCUUAUUUAUCAUCGUUUUUAAUGGACAAAGAUUAUGAAUUAGGUGAAUACUAUUUUUUACGUUUAUUCUAUAAUUUUUUGUUUUCAUGUAAUGGUUUAAAACAUCGUGAUCAAUUAGACGGAUUGAGUAUAAAAGAUCAUACAAUUAACAAUUACCGGCUAAGGUUAUAUGAUUUUCCACGUUUCAUGCAUGGUAAACAAGAAAAUCGUACGAUUGGUUUUCCACUGAUUAUUUAUUUACGUGGUGGAAGUUUUAUAUUAGGAAAUUUAGAUACUCAUGAUAGUAUAGCAUAUAACCUGGCAAAAACAACACGUAUCGCUGUUCUUGCACUUGAUUAUAAUUUGGCACCAGAACAAGCGUAUCCAACACAAAUCAAUUAUUGUUAUGAUUUUAUUAAACAACUUUUACUUGGCUCAUAUUUUAAUCCUGUUGAUCGAAGUAAAAUUUUGUUAAUUGGUGAUGAAGUUGGAGCUACAAUGGUAUUGUCUAUUGUACAACGUUUACAAGCAGAAGAUUUACGAAUUGCUGGUCAAAUAUUAAUUUAUCCUAUUUUGCAAUAUUAUAACAUGAAAUUACCAUCACAUAAUCGAUAUUUUUCAGAAAAUAUUUUAGGUCUAUAUGAUCAAUAUUUUUUACAGUUAAUGCUGCAUGCCUACACAAACUUAAAUGUAACAUCAUCACUCUUUAUGAAUGAACAUCAUUCACGUUUAUCUCGUCUAAUGAAAGAAUAUUCUUAUAUGAAUAAUUACGUGAAUGAAGAUUAUUUACCAGAAGAUUAUCGUCAACAAUCACAAAACGAUAGUAAAAAUGAUAAUGUUGACAGGACUACAAUAAUCAGUCCGAGUUCUUACAACGAACAAUUAGUUAAUGAAUAUGCAUUAUUAUUAUUGAGUGAUUUAUCACCUGGUUUAUCCACAGAUGAUAUGCUGAAAACAAUGCCACCAACAUUUAUUCUUACGAUGGAUCAUGAUCCAUUUCGAGAUGAUGGAUGGAUUUUAAGUCGACGAUUAUAUCUAUUACAUUGUUCUAUUCAUCAUUUAAAUUAUAAUUUGGGUUUUCGUGGCAUUUUACAAUUUGAUGGUUAUCUCCGUUUUGAUUUAAUGCCUGUAGUCUAUUUAAAUAUUGUUGAAUUUAUUACGGCUAUUGGUUUUUGA
Didymodactylos carnosus is the source of this 1533-nucleotide messenger RNA. Lineage: Eukaryota; Metazoa; Rotifera; Eurotatoria; Philodinida; Philodinidae. The record is from the annotation of a GenBank genome assembly.